AUCUCCAUUGAAGCAUAUCAGAGCUAUACCCUGGCCCGACCAGCAAGUACGCAAGAGGAACCCUUGGCAAUCCAAUGGGUGUCAUGUACCUGACGACCAGGAUCCCUAUUCUGGCCUUUUACAACCAGGGUAUUAUGAUAGCAUGAUCUCAAUCGCCCACGUCGUGCGGCACUGGCCUCACCACUGGGCGAUCAGAUCCUUCCUGGCUCCCUGUUUCGACCCCAACAGUACUGCAGGUCAGGUAUCUCUCCCGUCAGAGACCACGAUACAGUUGCAGAGAGAACGAACCUUCCACUGUGAGCCAGUGGAUCGACGGCACGUCCCUCGUACAUGUUCAGCACGGUAGAACGACCUCACAUUUUUCCGACUUCGUUUCGCAAAGUGCAAGAUACUAUUUGCAAUAUUCCUGUGACCCGCUCAAUCAACACGGGUCGUAUUGCUAAGCGCUCACAGAUCUGUAGCACUUCGGAGGAUAACUUCGUCCCGAUCGAGAUUUGUGCGAACUACAGCGCAUUGGACUGCUCUCUAUCCUAAGCCAAUGUGGCCUUCUGCCUGCUGAAUGAACGCAAACACCAUGCAAGCUAUACAAAAACUCCGAAUCCGGCAAAUUCAACAGCAAGGCCAGCAGCAGCAGAACGGACAAUUCAACGGCCAGCAGCAGCAGACCGGGCAAUUCAAUCAGGGCCAACAGCAGAAUCAAGGCCAGCAACAAGGCCAGCAAGGACAAAACAAUCAGCAGCAGGGCCAACAAGGCCAGAACAAUCAGCAGCAGAAUCAACAAGGCCAACAAGGACAGCAGCAGAACCAACAAGGCCAGAACGGCCAGCAGCAAGGUCAACAAAAUAAUCAAGGCCAGCAAAACAAUCAACAGCAGGGCCAGCAGAAUAAUCAGCAGCAAGGUCAGCAGAACAAUCAACAACAAGGCCAGCAGAACAAUCAACAACAAGGCCAGCAAAAUAACCAGCAGCAGCAAGGCCAACAAAAUGGCCAGCAACAGGGCCAGCAGGGCCAACGAGGUCAACAAGGCCAACAAGGACAGCAGAACAAUCAGCAACAAGGCCAACAAGGUGGACAGAAUUCAAAUAACAAUGACGGCGGGAGGAAUGGUGAUCAGCGAGGUGAUGGAGACAGGAAUGGUCAGAACCAGGACAAUGACGGCGACCGAAAUGGCGACCGCAAUGGCCAAAACAAUAACGAUGGGAACCGCAACGGACAAGACAAUAACGGAGAUCGAGACGGGGACCGAGAUGGGAAUCGUGAUGGUCAGAAUAACGGUGACAACCGAAACGACAACGACCGAAACAACAAUGGAGAUGACCGAGACCAGCGAGGUGGCAAUUCCCAGCAGCAGAAUUCUGAAGGGUACGAUCGCCAGAAUGGCGAUGGAGAUGCAUCCGGAAUUGAUGGUGGUGCGAAAACUGGAAUUAUUGCCGGGGGAAUAGUGGGUGCCGUCGUUAUCCUUGCGAUUCUCGCUUUUAUCAUAUGGCGCAGAAGACGUGGAGCUUCCUACGCAGACAUUGUGCGGUUCAGGAAGCACUCUGAGGAUGUCGUCGUCGAGAAAGGUAACAAUAAUGGCGCGGUGCUUCCGAUCUAUCGCAAAGAUCGGUUCUCCGUGAGGACUGAACAGCCGCCUGCGGUGCUCAAGGAAAUACCUGAUGCACCCUCCACUGCGGCAUCGGAUCGUGGAUCCGUCUCUGAGCCUACAUUGUGGAAGUCUGCGAACCCACCUAUACCAUCUCCACUCGAAGAGGAGAAAGUUUCCCCAUUGGCUCAGAGCAACGACGCAUCUGUGUGGCCCUUCUCGGAUCGUUCACCCACACUGGUGAGCGACUCACCUACUUCGGAUGCUAUACAUCACAGACUUCCGCACCGAGAUCGCGCUCAACCACCACGAUUUGAGCUGCGUCGAUCUGGAUCUGGCCUCGGUCUUGUCCCUGCCCCUCCUAAACCAGACUGGUCUACCAGUGACGAUGACGAACGACCGAAAACAGCAGACACUCUCGCCGCGCCAUAUGCUCCAAAAGCCAAGCGCUGGUCCUGGAUCAAUAUCUCCCAAAACUCAAGCAUAGCAUCCCGCACCAGUCCUGUCCCGUUCAGCAAGACUCGCAAUCUCACCAACUGGGCUACACGUCAAGACAAAGGCACAAAGCACCACCAGCAACUCUCACAAGAUAUCGAUGAACACGAUGACCUCGAAGAAGCCGUCCACUCUCACGCCCACGGAGCAGGGGGAACAAUCCACACCGCCACACCAGCCAUCAUGACCAAAGCCCCACCCCUCAAAAACCACGCAGUCAAACCCAUCUUAGCCCCGCCACCUUCCGCCGCUCGACGAGCCGCUUCCCAGAAAAAGAAAAGUUUCAAUCGCCCUCACCUCGAACACCACCGUCGCGUCGGAAGUUUAUCUAUGAUUUUCAAACCCGUCGCCUCAGACUCUUCCAAAGAGUCUUCGCCGCGGAGUCCGAGAUCACCUGUUGGACCUUCUCAUCCACCGGAUAUGGCGCAUGAUGCGGUCAAGUUACGGGACUUGGAGGGUGAUAAGCGGAAGUAUUCUGCUCGUCAACACUUUGCAAGGGGGUUUGGAAGUUAUGGUCGCGGCCAGCAUGAGAGGGGCAUCAGUACUGUCAGUGAAAGUACUGCGACGACUGCGGAGGAUCUACCUGCGCCGAUGGCCGAGCAUGCGGUCUCACCGCUGAUGGAGGAUGAGCUGAGAGGGAGGUGGAGGUGAGAUGUGGCAGCGAGAUGAGUUGUGGUGAUGGAAGGGGGUGGGAGCUCGCAGCCAACACUGCCCUUCUCUCUGGGUCCACCCUCCUGUUUGCCUGUCAUCACGACAUUGCUACUACUGGUGCUGGUGCUCAAGGCGUUCCGGAUCUUGCUUGCUUUUCUUUUUUCGGGGCUUUUUGUUUUAGCGAGAAGAUACCCUACUGCUAUUGCUUACCACUUACCACUACUGUAUGACCAUCAACCAGGUCUUACAUAUGUAGGUUUCGCUUCCCCGUUUCAAUCGAAUGGGGAACAAUUACGAUCGUUACGAAUUUCAGAUUGGAUGGGGGCUGGAGGGACAUUGGGAUAACGGAUUGUGUACUGGUAGCUGAGGUAGUGAUGGGAAUGGGUAAUGAGCACAUAUAUCAUGGC
Messenger RNA from Cercospora beticola, 3135 nucleotides. Its product is annotated as EGFR-like transmembrane domain-containing protein. Lineage: Eukaryota; Fungi; Ascomycota; Dothideomycetes; Mycosphaerellales; Mycosphaerellaceae. Gene Ontology annotation, cellular component: nucleus. Gene Ontology annotation, molecular function: mRNA binding. The record is from RefSeq and is a predicted model, not a curated record.